AUGCAAAAUAUAUCUGAAAACGACCUACUGAUUUUAACUUUGACAAAUGGCAAAAAGCUUGUAGUUACAUCGGAUAAGUAUUACGGUAUAAUUUCCCUCGAUAUGUAUAAAUGUGUUUUAUGUAAAAAGGAAUUUGAGUUUAAUUAUAGCAAUAAGGAAUUCCAUAAAAAAUCAAAUAAACACAAGAAGCUGUUGGCAACGUAUCCACAUAUCGUAGAAUACGCCGAAAAUCUUAUUCGUCAGUUGGAUCCAGAGACAAAUUAUUGUACUAUUUGUGGCGUUUGCAUGUCAUCAAAGGUGGUGAAAAGACAUAUUUCUACCGAAGCUCAUAAAACUGGGAUAAACAAGGCUAGUGCCAGAUCGUUCCAAUACAAACCAUUUGAAAAUGAUACUGAAUAA
Messenger RNA from Leptidea sinapis, 399 nucleotides. RefSeq lists its product as uncharacterized. The transcript has 2 exons. Lineage: Eukaryota; Metazoa; Arthropoda; Insecta; Lepidoptera; Pieridae. The record is from RefSeq and is a predicted model, not a curated record. The coding region runs from base 1 to 399 and encodes 132 amino acids.